This is a messenger RNA of Lineus longissimus, 6273 nucleotides long. RefSeq names its product serine/arginine repetitive matrix protein 2-like. Gene Ontology annotation, cellular component: stress fiber; actin filament; microtubule plus-end. The transcript has 6 exons. Gene Ontology annotation, molecular function: microtubule binding; actin filament binding; cytoskeletal adaptor activity. Gene Ontology annotation, biological process: protein localization to microtubule plus-end; regulation of microtubule polymerization or depolymerization; microtubule bundle formation. Lineage: Eukaryota; Metazoa; Nemertea; Pilidiophora; Heteronemertea; Lineidae. Bases 497 to 4417 code for a protein of 1306 amino acids. The record is from RefSeq and is a predicted model, not a curated record.
AUCAUAGCGCUACUGUGAGAGUAUAGCAUUAUCGAUUUCUCCCUAGCAUUGCUUUCAUUAUGCAGACAGUCAGCUACAUGGUAUAGACAUAGGUGGAAUACAUGAAUACUAAUUUCUGGCCCAGAGUCAAAAUUUACACCUAAACGAUGGAGUGACCAGUGUGGACGUUGGAGUGACUGGUGCCGUGGAGUCCGCAGGUUGGUCGCCUAUUCCAUAACCAAGGGCACCAAGGGACGCACCAGCUAAAGGCCCAUCUCGUCCCUGUAUAUCCUAUCAGUGGCUCGUCUCGCCUCGUUUUCCAAAGGGUAAAGGACUGACGUGUUGCUUCUCAGCUUCUGAACAUUAAAAUCUGGAAAGUCACCAUGGCUCUUUAUUAUAAUUGCAUUUUCGUGAGGAAAAAGACAUUUGGAAUCGUAAGCUUUUCGGGAAUAUAGCGCGCUUCUACACUAACAAAAUGUGAUGUGAAGUAAUUUAGGAAGAGACGUCAUCACGCCGAAUGAAGAUGGCGGACACGUCGAGUGUGUGCAGUGACCUUGACAGCGGGAUCGGGUCAUGUAGCCCGACCAGCACGGGUCCGGGCACUGCAUACAUUCCAGAACACAAGUCGGUACAGACAUUCCGCAACACAGAGGAUUACCUCUACGCCAUGAAAGAGGAUUUAGCAGAAUGGCUGAAUUGUUUGUACAAUUUGGAGAUCACUGUUGACACGUUCUUCAAGAGUUUGGACACAGGGGUACUACUUUGCGAGCAUGCGGCACACGUGCAAGACAUGGCGGAGGAAUACAGAGAUGAGAGUGGCGAAGAAUCUCUAGAUCGCAUGUAUGAUGACUUCGGCCAAGGGGGAUUAUUAUCUCGUAACAGUGAUCUCAGAAAAAAGAUGAAAAUCCCGGACAAGGGUCCAGUUUAUAAAAAGAUCGCCAAACCUGGGACUUUCCUGGCGAGGGAUAAUAUAGCAAACUUUAUUGCCUGGUGUCGAGCGCUUGGAAUACCCGAUGUUCUUUUGUUUGAAACAGAGGACCUGGUGUCAAGGAAAAAUGAAAAGAGUGUAGUACUUUGUUUGUUGGAGGUUGCCAGGCAGGGGUCCAAAUUCGGUAUGCUGGUUCCAUGUCUGAUUCAGCUCGAACAGGAGAUUGACGCUGAGAUUCGGGGCGAACCUCCACCACCCCCGCCACCCAUGAAGCCAAAGGAACCUGAAGUAUAUGUACAAAAGAAAACCUGUGAUAUGAGGUCUCUGGAUGAAAUGGUGCGCGAUUUGGUCAGCCAGUGUACGUGCCACAUCCAGUUUCCCGUCGUCCGUCUCGGUGAAGGCAAGUACAUGGUGGGAGAGAAAGAGACGCUGAUAUUUGUCAGGAUUCUCCGCAACCAUGUUAUGGUCCGUGUCGGUGGUGGCUGGGAUACAUUCGGAAACUACCUCAACAAACACGAUCCUUGCAGGGAAUGUAAAAAUCAACGAAUCGUAGGUAAAUCCAAUACAACAACAGCUACUCCCCCUCAGUUUUCCAACAAAAGAAGAGGAAGCGCUCCGCCACAGUCUCUCAGCGUAUUCAAGCCCAAGGAAUCGCCAAGAAACCCGGAGGUCUCUUCCACUCGCCUCAGGAAGCUGAGUCAAAGUUCCGAAGAUAUCCUUUCUGAUGAUUCGGAAUCAUCAACACCUAGAAGCAGAUCUGGAACACUAAAACGUGAAAACAGCAUUGACGGUUUUAAAUCUCCACGACGAACGUCAUCUUUUAGGAAACCGACCAGUUCUAAAUCUUCAGAUCAAAUCUGCAACGGUCGUGUUACGCCGACGCCGUCCUUGGGUAUUCCGCAUAGAUCAAGUCGAGAAUCAUCUGUGCCAACAGGUCCCGCCGCAAGAAGGCGCCUGUCUAUGGACACUGUCGCUAAAUCUACGCCAUCUUCUGUAAGUGCAGACUCCUCUCCUGCUAUGACUAGGAAACAAAGGUCUGGGUCAACAACGGAAUUAAGUGAAAAUUAUAGUAAUUUGCAAAGUAAGACUGAUCAGCUUCAGAGUAGGCUUCGUGAGUUAGAUCGUAAAGACACACGGGAACGCCGUGCUAAUACACCAACGACUUCGAAAUCAUUAGAAUUCUCCAGGUAUCAACCAAGGAGUACUACGCCUGGUCCUGAGACUCCUAGACAACGCAAAAUCAGUGGCGGAGACAUGUCCACGCGAAUGCAGAGACGUCCCACUACCCCAUCAAGGGAGAUGUUCCACAGAGAACGAUCAGUUACUCCUGGGCCAGAGGCUGUACCGGAGUCGAGGAUUGCGAAGAGGUCUACCACACCAGGGCCAGAAUCCAGACGCUCCACCACUCCAGGGCCAGAGGGCAGGAGGUGUACCACUCCAGGGCCUGAGAGCAGGAGAUGUACCACUCCAGGGCCUGAGAGUAGGCGAUGCACAACUCCAGGUCCAGAAAGUCGUCAUACAAAAAUUGAACGCAGACCAACAACACCUCAACCUCAGCGCCGUAAGAUCUCAGAACCUUCCACGAAUAAUCGUGCUGCAUUAUCACAGCCUGGCACACCUGUGACACAACGCCGAGCUCAACCCAUGACCUCACAGGACAAAAAUAAGUUAUCGCGAUCAGGCUCAUUCAGAACUGGUAAAGAGUUACGCAGUAAUAGUAUUACCAAUGGUAUAUCGCGGGGAUCAAGCAGGCGAGGUGAGACCCCUGAAUCCCAGUCUUCAGAUAUUCGGCAUCGGACUGGUAGUUUGAACAAUAUUGAUUGUGGUAAGUUAAGUGUAAAUUAUGAUGAAAUCGAGGAUAUCGGAGGUAAUGAACAGUUGUAUUUGGAAAUGGAGAAACUUUUCGUGGAAUACAAGGAGUCAGAGCAGGCGAAGUCUGCCAUUGAGGAUGAACUUGAUCGAAGAAUCCGUGACAAGAUUAAACCAGACGUUGAGAAAUAUAAAGAAAAACAGGCCCAACGAGAGAAAGAUUGUGAAAGAAAGAGAGAUCGGACGAACUCUUUAAAUCAGUCUUUGCCUGUUGGAAGCCUGAGAUCUGAACAUCGAAGGGCUUCAACAAAUUCUGUGACAAAUAAUACUGAGGUGCCAAAAAACGGACUGCGCUCCUCUUCAGUAGUAAACUCCCAGUGCCAAAUCUCAAAUUCUAAACUUUCUAAAACGGCUUCUAAACCUUUAGAACCGCGGCAAAAAGCACCAACAGGGAAUAAUCCUAGCACUGCAGUUGUGCCACCAUUCUCUUACAGUGAAACUAGUAAGAAAGAGAAUGAGAGCAGUGAGGAUAACUUAAAGCAACAACCUACUGAAGAGGAGCAUGAUCCUGAAACUCGAAUGAUAAAGACUCGUAAUGAUAUUGAAAAGGAACUUGAACAGAGGAUUCGGGCAAAAAUCCAGGAGAGUCGAAGGACUCCAGAACGAGAGGGUCGAUCGAAAACGCCUGGUAAACCGUCAGAAAGAGGACGAACGCCGGAUCGUGGCCGUCCUCCUGACAAGGGUAAGACUCCUGAACGUGGAAGAACACCAGUAAGAGGCGUGACCCCAGAAAGAGGUAGGACAACCGAUAGGGUUAAUGCCAGCACUCCACAGAGGGGCCAGACACCAGACAGGGUCAAGGCCUCAGAGCGUGGCAGGACACAUGAGAAAAGUGUGGCUAGUGAGCGCGGCAGAACUCCUGAUCGAUCUAGUGCAUCACAGCGUGGGAGAACACAAGACAGAGGUCCAGGCACGGAGCAGAGCAGGCCACCAAGCAGGGGCGUAACACCAGACAGAACGACCAGAUCAAAAACCCCUGACCCUGCUCCAGCAAGGUGCAGGACACCAGACCCUGUCAUCACACGAUCAAAAACUCCUGAUCCGAUAGCACGACAACGGCGAUGCCAGACCCCGGAUCCAUUCACUCGAUCUCGUAAAACAGACACUGAAAGAUCUCGUCCACAAGUGCGAUCAAGGACACCCGAUCCGUCGUCCGCCCGCAAGUGGUUGAACAGCACCGGUAGCGUAGAUUCCAGUGACCGACAGUCCUCUGGCACGGACUCUAAUGUAAAUCUCUACGCUUCUAUUGAUAGUUUGGCAAAUUUUAGUGACUCUUUGGACCCUUUCCGAUACGGGAGCAUGGAAAACAUUGCAAAGCCAAGGAAAGACGAUAGGGACGGUAUGCCUACAAAGAUACCUGGCCCAAUGACAAUGCAUAAGUCGGCCACGUGUAGCGACUUCAGCCGGAGCGGAUCUCAGAUCAGUUUAGACUCAUUUGAGGAUGAUGAGGUCGGUUCCAUCACAAAGAACGCUGAGUAUUUCCGGAAGCAUCGACCUUCAGCCCCUGAUGUGUUGAAAUUAAGGAUGCAGUCCCCGUUAAUCACCGCUCGGUCAACAAUAGUCAACAAGAAAUUGCCGUCACCAACUAAAGAGAAGAAAUCGGAUGGCAUCAAGGCUAUGACGGCUAUUCAUUUUGUGUGAGGUGUGUGCCAAUGUAAUUGCAAACUCGAAUGAUAGCCACGACAGUUCGUUGCUGUUUUCACGAAGCGACCUGAAUCAACGAAAUCUUUAUUUGAGAUAUUACCAUAUACACAUGUACUUGUUUCCUUCUUUUGGUCAGCGUUUCUAAAUGUCCGAGAUCCUCAAUGUCACUGUGUUGACCUUGCACGAAUAAUUCAAGGAAAGGUCUGAACCACUGGCGUCAACAUACAUGUGAUGUGCCUUCAAUAUGCUUCAGAUUCCGUGUUGGCAAGGUUGUUAUAAUGAAUGGCUUAUUGUGAGUUCGUGUUUAGAAAAGAUAUGGGGGAAGUAAUAGAUACUUUGGGGCCAAUUAAAUCGUUUCCAGAUCCAGAUAACAUCAUUUUCUAAUGUGCGGACCAUCAGCAAACCAAUUACAUAUUAUUCAAGUUACGCAUUUACUGUAUCUUCCAAACGAUAGUAUUGCUCAGAGUAGGAACAUUGUAUAUGAACCAUUAGCAUUGUUACAAGGAGUGCAGAAAAAGAGCAUGUUAUGCUAAAACUGGCGAAUAUAGCUUUAGUAAACGUAAAGUCACUCGUCUUCUGUAAUGUCUAUUCCAUUAGUGUAAAAUCUUCUCACCCUUGAACAUCUAUACUCCUUCGAUGUCAUGUGUGCGAGUUGCAACAUGCAUGUAUCAAAUAAUUUUGCGUAUAGCCAAAGCUGUGACGGCGAGUGAUAUGCAGUUUUUCCAGCCGAAGGCCGCGGUUGAUUAUUUGGAGACGAGAAGGUUUUAGCUAAGGUAAUACUGUUGUGCUAAAUCGUGGAGUUCUAAAUUCGGUAUGCAUGUGACACAAAACUGUGAAAAGCUUCAAAAUUGAAAUGAAAUGUCGUUAAAAAACGUUAGGAUUAUCGCAUUGGAUAGGUCGAUUCAGUGUAGCGCCCUUAUUUCGACCAUGUUCCGUUUAAUUGAUGCAUGGGCAUUCUCAUCUAAUUGUCUCAUCUGUAUUUUUCGUUGGAUUUAGAAACAAUAAUAUGUAAUUCAUUCACCAGGGAGAGACAUCUAGAAUCUCAUUUCAUUUGUGUAAGGUCAGUGGCAUACAUUUAUAUUGAGGCGUGUUCUUGCCUAAAAAUCAGCCGACCUUUAUUAAAUGAAAUGUCUAGUAGACCUAAAACCGUACUGAGUUGAUACCUGAACAACACUUUUUGGCUGAAACGUUUCGUAUGUCCUUUCGAACGCCUUGCCUCAAAAACGAAAAAAAUCAGAAGAACUUUUGACAGUUUCUGCAAAGCAGGUGGUUUGGUUUGGUUUUGAAUCGUGUAAAUACUAGUUCUGCAUUCUGGUACCGAGUCUUGGGUCGAGCCACAACCUUAGGAAGUUGCUAGAUAUACUAGUUUUGUAUAUAUGCUUUGGUUGAGUAGUUGGUAGAGUUGUGCCGAGUGUUCCGUCAUCAUAAGCAUUUCCCAUGGUCCGUUUGUGAUCACGUGAUCCUGACGUCAUGAAAAUUCAUUACCUCAUCCAGUGUUGUAGAUGUUAAGAUUUCAUGUCCAACGCCAGUUCCGUUCUGGGACUUAGCUUUUGUUCAGACUUCUUUUUGCGCGGCCACACAAUGCCUCAGUAGUUCAUCCAACCGGUAAUCUUGUCGAAUACGAUGAUCAGCAUUCCUUUCGCUGAUAUGUGUUGUUUAAAGAUGGUUUCACAAAAGAACUCGAAAGUCUCAUUCAUUGAUAACCAUGAAGGUAGACCCAAAUUAUACAUCAGAACACAGGCAUGUACAUUAAGUUACUCGCGCAAUGCGAUGAGGCAUAACAAUCAUUUGAUUGGCUGUGAUAUAAUUUAAAAAUCAUUAUUAUGAAUAAUAAAGCAUUUCGAUGUAUGGAA